Molecule: messenger RNA, 705 nt
Organism: Mesoplodon densirostris (Blainville's beaked whale)
Lineage: Eukaryota; Metazoa; Chordata; Mammalia; Artiodactyla; Ziphiidae
Product: nascent polypeptide-associated complex subunit alpha
Exons: 1
Coding region: 47-694 (215 amino acids)
Biological process (GO): protein targeting to membrane
Cellular component (GO): nascent polypeptide-associated complex; cytoplasm
Source: RefSeq, a predicted model, not a curated record
UAGCUCUCUUUCUGCCGCCAUCUUGGUUCAGCGUUCCCCGCACAAAAUGCCUGGUGAAGCCACAGAAACCAUCCCUGCUACAGAGCAGGAGCUGCCACAGCCCCAGGCUGAGACAGGGUCUGGAACAGAAUCUGAUAGUGAUGAAUCAGUACCAGAGCUUGAGGAACAGGAUUCUACACAGGCAACCACACAACAAGCCCAGCUGGCAGCGGCAGCUGAAAUCGAUGAAGAACCAGUCAGUAAAGCAAAACAGAGCCAGAGUGAAAAGAAGGCACGGAAGGCUAUGUCCAAACUGGGUCUUCGACAGGUUACAGGGGUUACUAGAAUCACUAUCCGGAAAUCUAAGAAUAUCCUUUUUGUCAUCACAAAACCAGAUGUAUACAAGAGCCCAGCUUCAGAUACCUACAUAGUUUUUGGGGAAGCCAAGAUCAAGGAUUUAUCUCAGCAAGCACAGUUAGCAGCUGCUGAGAAAUUCAAAGUUCAAGGUGAAGCUGUCUCAAACAUUCAAGAAAACACACAGACUCCAACUCUACAAGAGGAGAGUGAAGAGGAAGAGGUUGAUGAAACAGGUGUGGAAGUUAGGGACAUAGAGUUGGUCAUGUCACAAGCAAAUGUGUCGAGAGCAAAGGCAGUCCGAGCCCUGAAGAACAACAGUAAUGAUAUUGUAAAUGCAAUUAUGGAAUUAACAAUGUAACCAUCUUGAAA